GGCUAGUUUAUACUUCCAUUGUUCGCUGUUGCAUAGUCAAGUUUGGCGAAUGUCCAUGUGGAAACUCUAUUUACGUCAAACGUACUAAAAACAGCGUCAAAAAGAAAGAAACGGAAUGGCUCCACUUGAUAGAGAGAAAUGCCUAUGCUUAAUACGAAGCUUACUAUCUUCAGCCACCUCUCAAUUAACACCAGAAGUGUGUGAGAAACCCUGAUCGCAAAGAAAGUUUGUGUGUGCUUCGGAUAGCGGACUCUUAAAGCGCUCUCGCUUCACCGGUCGAUGCUUGCUGCCUUUUUCUUUUGGUGCCCCUAAAAACUCACGCUCACAGCUUGUCUGGACCGGCUUUAAUCGUGGAUUACAGAAAAGAGCUUCUUUUUCUUAAUACUUUUCGUCAAUGUCUGACGUCAAAUAUACCAGCCGAUCAUUCGAUGCAUUUCCAAGCCAACAAGUUCCCACCAGUCCACCGCCACCACCUCCCGAGCACCGUUACUUUACAUCUUCGCCACCCUCAUUAAACUCUCCCAGCACUAGCGAUUCCUACGAUACCGAGAAUCCUGCGUCUACGAACACCACCCCUGACUCGCGUAGCACCUCAGUCUUCACACAACAACAACCAAACGAUCAUCACCAUGGCAACGCACCUACAGCCGACGAGACCGCCUCAGGUGUCAACUCUUCACCCAAUCUACCUCGAGCGUUCUCUUUGUCUUCAUUGAUUAGAGAUGAGGAGCAACCAGAGGACCCGGAACACCCCCAAGUCAUUAGCAUAUCAACCUCGAACCCCUCACAUCUUUUCUGGGUUCCUGCAACACAGCAUCCAGAACUAGCACCCAAUGAAUUCGAAAAAUUCUUACAUACGAACUCACAUGCGAAACGAGAGCGAGCGAGUCUUAGAAGACGAAGCUCGAUUCUGUCUGUUUCGUUCACAGCAAGCGAUGCACUAAAGCAAGAUGAUGACGAGGGCAUGACGGAAGGGGAUAGCAGAAAGGAUACAUUGGAAGCCUUGGAACGGGGAAAAUCACAACAGUCAUCGGAAUACAGCGAACAGUAUCAUCAGCAGAAGCAGCAUAAUAGCAGUAGAUCAGGGGAUGCCGAGGGGCUACCACGCAAGACUAGACUACGACGAAGCAUUAGUUUGGAUAUGGCCACAGCAGCAGAGAAUCAACUGCGAGUGCCUGAUUUCUUGGUGUUUGAUCGCAAUUCCUCACCGUUAGAUCAGUCUAGGGUUCUUGUACCCAGAGCAGAUCGACCAUCUUUACUGCGGCGAGGUGCGCGCACCAAAUUUCAGCGAAAUUCAUCAUUUACGCCUCCCUCCGCACGACAAGUCGAUCGACAUCGCCAAACAGAGUCAAUGCCUCCAGGUACAUACACUGAGCGCCUCGACCAUUCCACACUUGGAGAAGGAGGCAUCACUUUGUCCGACAGCCCACUUGCCGAACCACCGCUCAAUAUGUCAUUGUCCAUUGCCGAACCGUCACCACCACCGCUACCACAAUCAACGUCUGCACACGCGAUGUUUUCUCCGCGUCCCAUGGAAAGAAGGGCCAGUGCCGAAGAAGUACCACGGCUACAGAAUAGCAGCACCCCUUCCAAAGACCACGAAGUCCAGGGAUUGGAAAUAGGUCAGAACGUGGUUACACAAGAACUUGAGCCUCUGGAGCACCAGUCGCAUGAACAACAACAACAACAACAGCAGCACCAGUUGGACCCACCAGCACGAGCGUCAUCUGAACGGAAGUCAUCAUGGUCUUGGGGCUUUAAGCGGUCAAAAUCAGAGCAGGUGCGAAGCGACGUUAUUUCAGAUAAAGUUCAUUUGCAAGCAGAAUUGAUGCCUCGACCAAGGCCAUCUGUUUCCUCAGAAUCUAGCGGCUCGGCUGCUACGCCCUCCGGCUCUGGUAAUGGUGUUGCUCCUCUCGCCCCUAACAGCAACAGCAGUGGUGGCAAAGAUAGCAGCGGUAAACGGUCCUUUGGAUUAUCUUCACUCUUCUCUCGCAAAUCAUCGUCCAACAAGGCCCAAGCUACUGCCGAACCUGCUGCCCAAAACACUGCACCCAUUCCUCCAAAGGACUUCCAGCUGAACAGGAUCAACCAAAACCGACUACCCAUCCAUAUCGAACGAGCCAUUUACCGUCUUUCCCAUUCCAAACUUGCCAACCCACGCCGGCCGCUCCAUCAACAAGAAAUUUGUCAAUGCAGGAAAAAAAGGAAAACGACGGCCACCCUCAAAUUCAUCCUCACCACGCCCACCAUCGUCCCAACAACAACAACAACAACAACAACACCAUCAACACCAUCAACACCAACAGCAGCACUCACAAUUACAUACUCAACAACAGCAACAAUCACAGCAUGGUCGACCUCCUUCUCCGUCUAACGGGUCUGCAGAUCAGCGUUCUUCCUAUCAGCAAAAGGCUCGAUCGAACUCAAAACAAGAAGA
Zychaea mexicana is the source of this 2437-nucleotide messenger RNA. RefSeq lists its product as uncharacterized. The record is from RefSeq and is a predicted model, not a curated record. The transcript has 4 exons. Gene Ontology annotation, biological process: positive regulation of G2/M transition of mitotic cell cycle; establishment of cell polarity. NCBI's taxonomy places the organism in Eukaryota, Fungi, Mucoromycota, Mucoromycetes, Mucorales, Lichtheimiaceae. Gene Ontology annotation, cellular component: cell septum; cytoplasm. Bases 395 to 2374 code for a protein of 659 amino acids.